Messenger RNA from Wasmannia auropunctata (little fire ant), 4214 nucleotides. RefSeq names its product serine/threonine-protein phosphatase PP1-beta catalytic subunit. Gene Ontology annotation, cellular component: cytoplasm; nucleus. The transcript has 6 exons. The record is from RefSeq and is a predicted model, not a curated record. Bases 248 to 1306 code for a protein of 352 amino acids. Gene Ontology annotation, molecular function: protein serine/threonine phosphatase activity. NCBI's taxonomy places the organism in Eukaryota, Metazoa, Arthropoda, Insecta, Hymenoptera, Formicidae.
GACGUCGGCCGGCCAUCUCGCGACGCGGUCGAGUGAUCCGAGUCUCUCGUCGACGUUCGACGUGGAAGAGAGCCCGUCUGUCCGUUUACCCCCCGGGGCGCGAAAACCCGUAGUCGAUAACGGGGGCACGCACACGUAUUAGGACGCGCCGGUGUUGCGUCUUGCGUCGCGGCGGUGCAAAUGCGCGCGCCAGGCGAGUACGAGCCAGUCCGCGAACAUCGGGCCAGUCAGUCAGUGGCAAGAAAAAAUGGCGGAUGUCGACUUGAAUAUCGACAACCUGAUACAGAGAUUGCUGGAAGUAUACCACACGCAGAAAGACCAGGUUCAGAAGAAAGCCAAGCUAAAAGAUAUUUUCUCGUCGGACUUUGUCGUCAGAGGAUGUCGACCGGGCAAGACCGUUAUCAUGACGGAGGCCGAGGUACGUGGCCUCUGUCUCAAGUCGCGGGAGAUUUUCCUGCAACAGCCGAUCCUGCUGGAAUUGGAGGCGCCGCUUAAGAUCUGCGGCGACAUACACGGCCAAUACACCGACCUGCUGCGGCUCUUCGAGUACGGCGGCUUCCCGCCCGAGGCGAACUACCUGUUCCUGGGCGAUUACGUCGACCGGGGGAAGCAGUCCUUGGAGACGAUAUGCCUGCUACUGGCGUACAAAAUCAAGUACCCGGAGAACUUCUUCCUGCUACGCGGCAAUCACGAGUGCGCCAGCAUAAACAGGAUAUACGGCUUUUACGACGAGUGCAAGCGGCGGUACAACAUCAAACUCUGGAAGACCUUCACGGACUGUUUCAACUGCUUGCCGAUCGCCGCGAUCAUCGACGAAAAAAUCUUCUGUUGCCAUGGCGGGCUUAGUCCUGAUCUGCAGGGAAUGGAGCAAAUCAGAAGAAUCAUGCGUCCAACCGAUGUACCUGAUACCGGUCUCCUCUGUGAUCUCUUAUGGUCCGAUCCUGACAAAGAUGUCCAGGGUUGGGGUGAAAACGAUAGAGGAGUCUCGUUCACAUUCGGUCCAGACGUCGUGUCGAAGUUCCUGAACCGUCACGACAUGGAUCUCAUAUGCAGGGCGCAUCAAGUGGUCGAAGACGGUUAUGAAUUUUUCGCCAAGCGACAACUCGUCACGCUUUUCUCUGCGCCAAACUACUGCGGCGAAUUCGACAAUGCCGGCGGAAUGAUGAGCGUUGACGAAACGUUGAUGUGCAGUUUUCAGAUCUUGAAGCCGUCAGAGAAGAAGGCAAAAUACCAAUAUGGAGGAAUGAACACGGGUCAAGCCGGUAGACCAUCUACACCACAAAGGAAUCCAGCGAAAAAGAAAUGACAGCCUUCAACCGAACCUGCACAACAAACGCGAUUAUCCUUAAUGGAGGCUAUCAUGCUAGGUAAAUCUGCUUUAUGCUUGUCAAAGAUUACUUAAUCACACUAGCUGACCACUUAUGUGCAUUAUUACGAGUCUAUUUCCCACGAUUAUCAGUUUAACAGAAAAAAAAAGAGAAAAAGAACAGAAAAAAAAGAUGGGAACGAAAGGAGAGCGGAAGGAAGCGAAAUGUGUAGGACGUUUACUCGACAUGCUUAAGUUUUCGCGCAAUGAUUCACCGAUGAUUUAGAUGUAAUAUUUAGCACGCGACGUGUUUCCAACACAUGUACACGCACUCCGGGGCGGACGUGUUUUACGGGACAAAGAUACGUUAAUGGAUUUGCUUGGACAUUAUGGGCUUGCGAAAAUUCUUAAUGCUUUCUAGCCGACGCGCUUGCCAUCGAGUGCCUCGGAUCUGAUCUAGCCUUUGAUUUUCCUGUGUUUCAGCACGAAGACGUCGAGAUACAGAAUUAUAACCUAAUCUGAUAAACAUAAACCUAAACCUAAAAAAAAAAAGUAUAAGAUUUAUCUCUCCCUCAAUUGUAUUUUAACAAGAUAAGGAAAUAUAAAACAAUCCGCGGUGAAUCAAGUUUCGAUUAUCAUCGUACUAAGUACUUGAAGGGAUCGCUCUCGGAAUUUCGCGGCAAUUAUCGUACCACAAACGUGAAGUGAUCCCUCAUAAAGCUAGUGCUCUUUGAAAAGCAUUUCGUCAUUUCUCAUUUGUAUUUAUUGCUUCCACUGUUGAUGUUGAGUGUAAUUAUGAGACUCGCUGUUAUUAUUAUUAAUAUUAUUUUUAUUUGUAAUAGUAUUUUUAUCAUUGCUUUUAGCAGCUAAUUUAAAUGUCAUCGUUUCAUGAGAGAUGCUGCGCGUGUAUAUAGAUAGAUAUAUAUAUAUAUAUACACAUACAUACAUAUAUACAUACAUACAUACAUACAUACAUACAUAUAUAUAUUUUUGACCAUUUAUUUUUUUUCUCUUGAACCAUUAUCGAUUACGAAUUUAAUUAUGUCGUCAUUGUGCAGUAUUCCGAGCGUGGUAGUGACUGCACGUUCCAGAAAUAUGUCGUAGACGAAUUAGGUUGUUUAUUCUCGGGCGAUGAAUGAUCCGGAGAGAAAUACAGAGAACUAUUAUUUUUAAGAUAAACGAUUACGCCUUUAUUUGAAGGAUGCUAGAAGGAGGGAGAUCGUGAAGAAGAGUAGAAUGAGGACGUGUCGCAUUGUAUACAGAGAGAGAGGAGAGAGAGAGAGAGAGAGAGAGAGAGAGAGAGAGAGAGAGAAACAUGUUUAGGUGCAGAAUCUCAGCUUUUUUACGCUCGUGAUGAAAGCGAACGCGAAUGCAAAUGUGCAUUUGUUAUCUGAUUUAUGGAAGAUUUAGUGCAUAUCGUAAAGAUUAUUUUAAACCGUUUGAACAUGUCAGCAGUGAUUUUGCAGGCGGACCUGUGCAUAUUUUGAUUUUAAUGUGUUAUGAAAUUUUGCAUUUAUGUUUAUGCUUCUAGACGUAAGACAUAUUCGUGCUAAAAUAAAGCUCACCGAUUUUUUUUGAACAGGAAAAACAUACGAUGGCAAAUCGCAUUUAAGCGUUUGAUGCAUUUAUUUAAACAUUUGUAGAAUACGUUCUAUCCAGCUUUUCGUUCUCUUUCGUUUUUCCAUUGACUCAGAUUUUACGUAACUGCUGAAUUCGUCGCUGCAGAAAUCGUUGCGGUAAUAGGAUUAUUUUACAGACUUAACUGCAUUGAAUGUUUCCUCGCUGCGCUUCUGCUCUGUCUAAGCGACGUUAUAUUGUUACUUGUAAUCAUCUGUGUAGCAGAAGUCGCAUCUGGCGGCAAAAAUAUAUGCGUUUCGACGAGAAUAUUAUUAUUGGAAAUACUAUUGUAUCACGUAUCCCUGCAGGAAUCUUAGAAAAUCACGUACAAAGAAGAAAAGUUGCAGUCCUCUCUGCGGAAGCGGCGACCGAUUGAAUAGUAAUGGCAGUUCGAGAUUGUAUUCACAGGGAGGAUAUCUGUCCUUAAUAAUGCGCAAUUGUGUUUUCUGGAGAUUUAAGUAUUUAAUAAUUGCUAUUGGCAAAAAAAACCACGAGUACUAUCAGUAAACGUGAUGUGUGUGAACGUUCGAAAUUUACGAAUACGAGGCAUCGAUAAAGCGCGUUUGUCAAACAAUUAAAUGCAGACUGUGUGACGAUUGAUGAGAUUGUAUCGUGCGAGCUAUUAUGAUUGAGGAGACGACCCGGAAACACGGAAGGCCGUACAUCAAAACCGAAAACUCACCUCGAAGCAGAGAUCAAUCAAACGCAAGUAAGCCUUUUCGUGGCGGCGAAAAGUCGCACGAUUGGCUUCUCACAUUAUUAUGCUAUAUUUUACUCAAUGGUUAUGCAUAUUAUUUUAUUGCUAUUUAACGUUAUCGGAUAGCGAAUUUGAACGAAGUUAUUUAUUGUUCGUGACUUGUACGACGAGGUGCAGAGAAAAUUUGUUAAGUUUUAGAAACUGGAGCCGACGAAACGGAAGGUGUCCUUUCCAUCUCUUCCUUCCCUGCGUUUCUCCCCCCCGCCUCCAAUUUUCUCUCCCCCCCUCCCCCCAAAGAAACGCAAGAUUAAUUAUUGUCAAAGGAGCGGUUGUGAUCCCUCGAUAUAUGCGUUCUUUUGUCCGAGAUUCAUAUAUUAUAUACAGAUAUUAUAUUUGUAAAGGGUUGGCCGAUCGCGAUUCGACGAUACUUUACUAAAUAAAUAAUUAAAUGAAAGACGCUCUUGUGUGGAAGGAGUUAGCGACACUAUCGUGGAUUGUUACAUCGUUCGAAUCGCCGAUGACGGAACACGCUAUGCAAUGGCAUCCUAGAGAUGUAAAACUUUCAGAUAAUAAACAUGCAUAUUGUUGUACAAA